CAAUUACGAAACUCAUCGUGGAAAAGGUUUUCCAACAUGCAUUGAUAUAGGCCUACUCGUAAAAUUUAUCGUCAUGUAUCAUUCACAACACAAAAAAUAGAAUAUUAACCCUUCUUUCGGAGAACUAUUAACAUUUUAGAGAGUGAGCAAAGUGAUGCUCACGAACGUCGCUAACAAUACUGCUAGGCGAGAAGGCCUUUCAAUGGCGCGCUCCACUGAGUUGAGGCCGUGAACGUACCGGUACGUGUACUACACAGACAUUAAGGGCGUGUGCUUGAUCUUCGUAUACAAUUACAGCUCUCCACUGUCAUAAUGUCUGUGUCCGAGGAAACAAUGUCCGAAAUGCAGGAAUGCUUUAACCUCUUCGACAAGAAGGGGGAUGGAAAGAUUGAUCCAGAGCAACUUGGAGAUGUUAUGCGAGCCAACGGAGGCAAUCCAACACAGGCUGAAGUCAGAAAACUUCUCCAAGAAAUCUCUUCUGGACACAGGAUAACAUUUGAAGAGUUCUUACCAAUCAUGACAGCAACCAAUAAGAAGAGAGAACAGGGUACCCAAGAUGAAUUCAUUGAAGGUCUCAAAGUGUUUGACAAGGACAGCAGUGGUCUUGUUAACUCAGCCGAACUCCGACAUGUCCUCACCAGUCUUGGUGAAAAGCUGACCGAUGAGGAAGUGGAUAGUUUGGUCUCUGUCUGUGAGGAUACUAACGGUUGUGUUAAUUACGAAGAAUUUGUCAAGAUGGUGUACAACCGUUAGAAGGACCAAAGAAGUGUUCCAAUGUCCUUGUUCUUCUUCAGUAAUAUAUCAAUGCUAAUUUCACGAAGCUUUGACUGUCCACCCUGUGACCUUCAGGCCGCAUACAGACAUUAUUCAAAGGAACUAUGGAUUAGUUGUUCACCAGGAGAUAAAUAAGAAGAGGAUCAGAAACAUAGACUUUUUGCUCUUCGACCACGUUGCCAAGCGACAGACAAGUUUCCACAUGUUAAUCAUGGCAUAGUUUUUACAUCAACCUGCACAUCGUUUCACAAACUUCUCUGAUCAAUUUCAGGAUACCGGCUACUCUAGAAAUCUAAUGAAACCUUGAAGUGUGAUUGGUUGAGAGGAAUGUUGUUAGCCUAACAUUUCUUAAUUAAAACUUUUUUUUUUAAAUGGCCAUGAAGAGAACUGCUCAAAUACUAUGUCUGUGUGCCUAAAGGGGAUUUACAUACUCAUACACAGUAAAAACGCUAUUUAAGAUUUUAUACAACGCUGUUUACUAUAUGAACCUUACAGUAUUUGUUUAACCGUUUAAACAAUCAUGUUUAAUUCAUUAAAGAUUAGGUAUUCAAAAUUAAACUUUGUUGCUUAAGAUUUAAACACUUGUUUAAACUGUUUACACAAUUACUGUAAGGUUCAUAUAGUAAACAGCAUUGUAUAAUUUCUUUUUUACUGUGUAGUAGCCUAUAUUUACACAUCCAUGAUCCCUAAUCAUGUUCAAUAAGAAGUAGUAUAUAUAAGAUAUCUAAUUAAAUAACAUGGCAUGAGAGAUAUUUUUAUGAUUCAUAUAUGUUACAUAUAUAUAAUUAUAUAAAAAGCAAAUAUAUGAAAUGCAUUAUUAUUGGAUCAAUUUGUCAGUAUUAGAUCCAAUAUCAUAUCAAACAUUGGAUUUUACAAUAUAAUGAUGGUAGAUGCUUGAUUGUACCAUACAUUGACAGACUCUAAUUACUAAUUAAUCACAAAUUACUGCUUAUUAGGCUUGAAUCACUCAUUGUUCAAAGUUUCUUUGUAUUAAUACAGUAUAAGUUUAUUCUUCGUUUUGAUUAUUGUACCCCAUUCUAUGUGAUUGUAAUGUUUUGAAACGGUCUGAAGGGAUAUAGGAAAUUGGUGAAGGAUAGUUUUGAAUUUACUAAAUUGGCAACAGUUGAUUGUUGGUAAAUUGGCACCAAUUAACUGUUGAUUGAAUGGGCACCCAUUUUUGUUUGUUAAAUUGCUAACAGUUUAUGCUGUUGAAAUCGGCAACAAUUUAUUGGCUGUUGAAUUAGCAAAAAUGAACCAUCUUUUUUGUAAUGUUCAUUAAGGGGAUGUGAGUUUCUUUGUUUCUGUCAUUUCCAAAUAUGUAUGUCAUAUGCAUUCCAUGCUAGAAAAGAAUAUGGUUUAUGUGGUCAUUUUCAUUCAGAGGUGAUGAUAAUGUACAUGCAAGAUAUUUUAAAACCUCUAGUUUUUAUGUUCUCACAAUAGAUUUCAAAGUAUGCUUAGAGAAGCAAGGUGAAAAAAAUGUUUACAGUAAUUUUCGGACAUUGGGAACUUAGUAGGAGAAUGGGGCAUAAAGUAUAUAUAUAUAUAUAUUUAGUAGUGCUUCCAAUGCUAUUGGUGAACUGUAAGACAUGUAUUUAUGAUAUAUUUAAUAUUGACUAAUUAUUAAUUGCACACAGCUUAGUUCUUGUAUAGGUGCUCAAUAUUUUUUUCGUACUGUUUUAUUUAUAGUGAUAUUAUGCUAUCUGCAUUUAUUUGAUUAAAAAUAGCAGUUUUUCUUAUGCUGAUCAAAACAGGAAAUAAUUUUGUUUGAAUGGUUAGAAAAAGCCUUGUUUUAUAUUUAUUGGUUUUAGAUUUGAUUUAACGUAUUUCGUGAAUAAUGAUUUCUGGAUAUUUACAAAUAAAAAUAUAUCAUUGUACUCCUUUUUGUACCAAAUUAGAUUAAUACCUUGUGGUAAUUUCAAUAAAAUAAUGGUUAUGCUUUUAUGAAAUGCAUCAAAAAGUGUAAUUUUAUUUGCUCUUUGGUUAUAUGAGACCUCAAUUACAAAUUAAUCGAAUGUAUAUUGGGAUGGAUAGUUGAGAGUUAUGAGAGGAAGUUAGUGAGGGAAGGGGAAGGAAAGACAGACAAAAAGAGGACAGACGGAGUGAGGAAAUGGAAAAGAUUGAUAAAGAGAUAGAGAAAAGGGGAGAAGAGAAAUAAUUAUUAUGGGGUAAAACGAAAGGACUUUAUUGAUUUAAAAUAUUUCAUAUAAUAUCCAUUAUUGCGUAGGUGAAGUUUAGAUCAAACAUUUUGCCCAUGAGGCUAAAGAAAAGAGAGAAAAAAAACCCUGAAAUAUUUUCAAACGAUAUGAACGAGGGUGCAAAAUCUACAAAUAAACCCCUCAAAAAAAAGUUUUGAAAUCUGAGUUUGGCCAUCAAUUUCUCCCAACUCCCGAUUUACACAAUUCAUAUUUGAUAAUUCGAAAGACAAUUUAAUUUUCUUUAAAAUGAUACUAUGCUUGUUAUGAUCAUGCCAUCACGAAAAGAGCAGGAUUCAAAAGUGUUGGAUGAGGUCUGAAUUGAAAAGCUGCAAAACGAGCAGAAAUAGUCAUGAAGGGUCAAUAA
Lytechinus pictus (painted urchin) is the source of this 3333-nucleotide messenger RNA. RefSeq names its product myosin-2 essential light chain-like. The record is from RefSeq and is a predicted model, not a curated record. Bases 313 to 753 code for a protein of 146 amino acids. Gene Ontology annotation, cellular component: myosin II complex. Gene Ontology annotation, molecular function: calcium ion binding. NCBI's taxonomy places the organism in Eukaryota, Metazoa, Echinodermata, Echinoidea, Temnopleuroida, Toxopneustidae. The transcript is spliced from 7 exons.